Phasianus colchicus (ring-necked pheasant) is the source of this 8823-nucleotide messenger RNA. The record is from RefSeq and is a predicted model, not a curated record. Lineage: Eukaryota; Metazoa; Chordata; Aves; Galliformes; Phasianidae.
GGGUGCGAGGGGGAGGACAACGGAGGGAGGCGAGAGCAGAUGCCUCCUGGGGGAAAAAAUAAACCGCAGCAUCGCUAUUCAGUGGGAAGGAGACGUUUGAAAAGUGCUCAUGCUGAAAGAAAGAUGGGUGGUAAUGCCGGUCAAACGCAGGCUGACACUCGGGGUUUCUAUGGCGAGCAGGGAGGUGCUGCCCUCUGGAUCGCAGAGGUAAGCGGCCUUGCUGCAGACGCUGGUGCAGCUGCAUAUGGAAAUCUGCGCUCAGCCUGGGGAAUUCCACUUCAAUGAAAGUGCUGGCACAUUCGAGGCAGUUCAAAGAAAAGUUGAAGAAGGAUGAGAGGGCUGGAAGAACUGGCUUACAAAGGGAAAUGACAGAAAUUCAGCCAAGGGAAAAACGUGAGGCUGCAAACACAUGAGGGUGUGGAUAGUGCGGAGAGAGAGAAGGACUUGAUGCAGCACAGAGCUGAACUAGAGGGAAUCAGAUGGAAACAAAAAUCACAAUUUAGACUGUUUAAAGAAACGCUUGUCAGACCAGCUCAAGCAGCUCUUUCCGUACCUCCUCACCCUCAUCUCCUCCACCCCAUUGAUGGCACAGCACUGCUGCUUGUGUGUCUGUCUGUGCAGUGAACCAGACCCAGGAAAAUGACUGGAGUUAAAUAUAACCUUUUUCUUUGGUUGGGAUUAUUUUUAACGUAGAUCAGUUUUCCAAUUCAGUUCACCACGCAGCCCCCAACAGUCACGUUGGCACAGCCAGGGGCAUGGUAUGGCAGAGAUGGGGGGUCUUUGAACUGGCAACUGCUGCCCGGAGAAAUCAGUCAAGCAACACAGGAUUAGCUUUGGAGGAAAAAAGUGGCUUGGUUCUAUCAGGCUGUGGCAUAAUCCCUCACUGCAGAUGUAAUGAAAGCACAGUUAUCUGGUGUUUUGUCCCAGAAUGCUAUCAAAUGCUGGGAAAUUGAAUGGCAGGGAAUAUUCCACGUGUGUCAGUGUUUCCUGCAAAACAAAGGCAAAAGUACAGCUCCCCACAAUAAAUAUGAUUACUUAGAAUACAUAAAGGAAGGAAGAGCCUCUCAUCGUGCUGCAGAUAAAAGCGUGCAGAGGGGAAAAUAAGACCCUGGUGAUGGUCAGUUUAGGGCCAGCCUUGCUCUCUGCAAAGCCCCCCAUCCAGGAAACGCAGGGCCACAUGUUUGUUCGCAGGCAGCAGAAAUCCCAGUGGAGAAGGGGAGUGGGAAACACAUGGAGCCUGAAUGAUGCUAAUCAGUACCGCAGGUGCUCCAGGUCUGCGGCUGCAGAGGGUUGUUAAUUGCUGCCUGUGGGCCAGUGAAACGUUUUCCAGUGAGCGGGGGCCCUCCUAGCUCCUGCAGUGCUAGGGAGCAGGGAGCCAGGCAGCACCAGGGUGGUGAAUCUCCAGACAGUGAGGGACGUGGCAGUUGUGUGUGCUGCAGGGAGCGAGGGAAGGUGCCAGCAUGUCUGAUGGCUUCCUGGCUGAGCAAGGGGUGGGCAGCAGGCAAACUUUGAGGAGAAAAACCCAGGUCCCUUGUGGGAGUAACCCCCUCCUCCCAGCUCCACGAGGGUGGAUGCCACGUUUGUCCAAGAUACAACUGCACCAUAGGCUCUUAAUCCUGCGGGGGUUUCUCAACAGGUGGUUCAGAUUAGCUCCUCAUUAAAGAGUUGCCUGAGCAGCACCCUCAUUAGGGCAGUGCUGCAGAAAUUGGAACAGAGAGGGUUUGAAGGGCAAGGGGCUGGGGGCAUCUGUGCCUCUGGUUCCUCCUGAAGUCUGAUACCCGCUGUCUGAAAGCAAAGGAAAAGAUAGAAAACUUGCCUUUUGGGGGUCUGGGGGAGGCAGCAAUGUUGUGUCCUGGAGUGCUCUCUGGUGGAGGGAAGGAGGUGGUGAUGCCGUGGUCACAAAUGUGUAAACCCAAAUGUGCUCAGUUCAGUGGAGAAGCAGAGGCGCAGAGAGGAAGAAGAGGAGCGCCAAAUCCUUAUAGCGGUGCAGAAAAGGGAACAGGAGCAGCUGCUAAAGGAGGAGAGAAAGAGAGAGAUGGAGGAGAAGGUCAAAGCAGUGGAAGAACGAGCCAGGAGGAGGAAGCUUCGUGAAGAGCGGGCCUGGCUGCUGGCACAGGGAAAGGAGCUCCCACCUGAGCUUUCCCACUUGGAUCCCAGUUCCCCUACCAAGGAAGAGCCAAAGGCCAAGGAUCUCUUUGAACUGGAUGAUGAGUUCACAGCCAUGUAUAAAGUUCUAGAUGUGGUAAAGGCACACAAGGAUUCUUGGCCUUUUUUGGAACCUGUUGAUGAGUCAUAUGCUCCCAACUACUACCAGAUCAUUAAGGCCCCCAUGGACAUCUCUAGCAUGGAGAAGAAGUUGAAUGGAGGUCAGUACUGCACCAAGGAAGAAUUUGUGGGCGAUAUGAAGACCAUGUUCAGGAACUGUCUUAAGUACAAUGGUGAAGGCAGUGAAUAUACCAAGAUGGCUUACAAUUUGGAGAGAUGUUUCCACCGAGCAAUGAUGAAGCACUUCCCUGGGGAAGAUGGAGACACGGAUGAGGAGUUCUGGAUCAGAGAAGAUGGGAGGCGGGAGAAGAGGAGCCGGAGGACUGGCCGCUCCAGUGCUGGCAAUGUUUGGACUCGGUCACGAGACUCAGAGGGACCAGGCAAGAGGCAGCAACGCCUGGAAAAUGGAGGGAAACCUCCACCAUAUCGAGCUACUUCUAGGGCUCCUGCUUCUUCCUCCUCCUCGUCCUCCUCCUUCUCCUCAUCCUCUGCAGAGGAUCCAAGUGGAAACGCCAUGCAGCCUCCUCGAGAAGUGGGCCCUUCCAAUGGGAGAGGUUUCCCUCGCUCGCUGCAGUACGGUGGCAUGCCCAGCCCUGUGCCACAUCCUGGCCAAAUGAGACCAGCUGUACCAGGAACAUUUGGACCCUUGCGUGGAUCAGAUCCAACGAAACUCUAUGGCUCGCCACGAGUGCCAGAGCCCCAUCCUGGAGACCCAGUUCAACAGCACCAGCACUUUGCCAUGCAGCCUGCCGUGGGACUGAGCGAGCACCGAGGGCACAGGCUGGCCACCCCUGAGAAGCAGGUGUGUGCAGGGCCGACCCACAUUGCUGGUCUUGGAUCCCGUCCCAGCGCCUUGCAGCUAGGGUGCAUGAGUGGACCCCCUCCCGACGCCGUCUACUCACCAGCGCAGUUCCAGCAGGGAUUCCUUCCUCCCAGGCACAACGGGCCUCCAGUGAGGCCACCAGAGGGUUCCGAGAUGCCACCAGGACACAUGUACCGGCCCUACAAGUACCUGAACCGCGGGCACCCUGCCCUGUGGAAUGGCAGCCAUGGAGCCAGCAGCCAGAGUGCAGUGGGGCCGGAGGAGAAGGCACCCAUGGGGCCGGCGCCCUCGCUCCAGCCCCGCACCAUUGGCCAUAUGAUGGAGCCCCGGGCCAUACGGCCACCUCUGCCUCCCAGCCAGUGGACUGAGCAAUCAAACUUUCUACCUCACGGGGUGCCUCCCUCAGGGUAUAUCAGACCACCUGGGAAAACUACCAGCCAGAGAAUGCCGCAGUCACCAGCCGCUCUUUUUGGGGGACCGCCUCAGGUUCAAAGAGGGUGCCAGGGUGGGGACUCCAUGAUGGACAGCCCAGAGAUGAUCGCCAUGCAGCAGCUGUCAUCCCGUGUGUGCCCGCCAGGCGUGCCUUACCACCCUCGCCAGCCACCCCCACCUCACCUUCCCGGGCCCUUUCCCCAGCUGGCUCACGCUGCUUCCACUGGCGUGCCACCCCCAAAGCCUGUCGUUGGGAAUGGGAGCUCACAGGAUCAGACCAUGGAGCCGGAGAGCAACCAAGUGGAGCCACUGACAGGCGUGGAGGAGAAGGCUCAGUGCAUUGGCAUUCCUGACAGGGCCUACGCCAAACUCCUACCUCAUCCCAAGCCCCCCCUGCCCAUGGAGUGUGCCCGGCGCAACCUGCCCCCAGAUGGGGAGGGAGAUGGCUCCAGUCUGAAGAGUGAUCUGAAGGCCAACCAGAGCAAGGGCACGUGGCCGGCCGAGAGCAGCUAUGCCGGCCCAGGUGCCCAGGGGUGCAUGAGGGACCUGGCAUCCACCCCUGAGCGAGGAGGACCCGUGUCUGAAAACGGGGCAGCGGGCGAAGGGCCGGCAGAGAGCAAGGGGUUGGCUGCCAGCCUGAUGGAGAAGCCCCUCUGCAGUGGGGGGAAGGCUCUGCCCGAAGCGGCCGUGCCUUGCAUGGGGCAGGGCACCAGCCUUCCCACCAUGGAUGCUGGCACCGUGGGAGCUGCCCCCAACCAGUUCCACCCUCUCUACAUGCCAGGUCUAGAGUACCCGAAUUCAGCUGCUCGUUACCACAUCAACCCGGGGCUGCAAGGGUUCAGCCCAGUAAUGGGUGGGAAGCCUCCCCCAGUGUCCCACCCACAGCAUUUUCCUGCACGGGGCUUCCAGCCAAGCAGUGCCCAUCCUGGGGUCUUCCCUCGCUAUCGGCCCCACCAGGGCAUGCCCUACCCCUACCAGCCCCAGCCUCAACCUUCUUACCACCACUACCAGCGGCCACCCUACUACGCCUGUCCACAGGGCUACUCGGACUGGCAGAGGCCUCUUCACCCCCAGGCCAGCCCCAGCGGCCACCCGCCCCUGGCCAGACCCCCUUUCUCUGACCGGGGGAAUGUGAGCAGCUUGCAGGGCUGCGAGGCACUGAGUGCUGCCCUGGCUUCUCCCAACCGCAUGGACGUAGUGAGUGCCAAAGAGGUUUCUCCAAGCGACGGGCAGGAUCUGGGGCCUGAAGAUGAGAAGUCUGAGGAAUCCCAGGAGCGGCCAGAGAGUCCCAAAGAGUUCCUAGAUUUGGACAACCACAACGCGGCCACGAAGAGGCAAAGCUCGGUGGCAGCAGGAGAGUUUCUCUACGGAGCUCCCCCACCUCACCUGGGUUCAGGAAUGGGCUUUGGGCCAUCAGCUUUCCCUCCCCACGGGGUGAUGCUACAGACUGGCUCUCCCUACACAUCCCGGCAUCCUGCCGGUCAUUUCCAGCCUAGGACGUAUGGAUCACCCAUGAAUACUCACCUGUCUCAUCAUCCAGCCCCUGGCCAGGCUAACGGCCUCUCUCAGGAGGGACCCCUGUACCGCUGCCGGGAGGAGAACAUAGGUCACUUUCAGGCCUUGCUGAUGGAGCAGAGAGGCAGUGGAGGUGGCAUGGGGGGGCCACCCCAGGACUUGUAUAGACCAUCGGGAAUGCAAAUGCAUCAGGCUCAAGUUCCUUUCCCGAAGAUGCCCACAGCAACCAUGUCUCGAGAAGAUCUGACGCCACAGAAAUCAUCAGCGUUGCCUCUGGAUCAAAGCUAGUCUGAGGAAGGAAGGACCUCACGAAGACGAAAGCCACACGUAAUUUGGACAAAGGGGAGGAGGGGCAGGCCUUCCUCCCACCCUCUCCUCACCCAAGCAGCAUGUAGCUUUCCGGGUCCACGAAUCACAGCAUCUCGACAGCGUUUGUGCUGGAAUCCCGGAGCAGUGCUGGGCCCCAGCCAACCGGCCGAGCAGCCGGCUUGCCAGCGCAGGGCGAGCAUCGCCAAACUAGUGGCUUUCUGUGACUGGAGACUGCGUCUUGUUCAGGGUUUGAGGGAUUUUGGGGUGGGGAGGGAGGGGGUGGGGACUGGAACUUUCAUUGACUGCUAAACUCAGGUAUAUUUUUCAGGGUGGAAGAGGACGAUGAUGGAAUUUUACUUGUAGUAUUAACGUGUGUGUUUUGGAGCUGGAUCCAGUUUACAGAAUUUAACCUGUUGCCUUUUUAAAUAAAUUUCUGUUGUUGGUGAAUGUAUUGUACAUAAUGGGGGAGGGGGUGGGCCCAGCUUGUAGUGGGCUUAGCACUGGAGGAAUCUGUUUACAAUCAUAUCACACUGAAGUCUUUCAGGAUAGGGUGAGGGUCUGGGGGAGCGGGGAGAGGUCAGGGAACAUGCGAUGAAUGACUUGCUGUCCUUUGCAGCUGUGUUGCCACCCGAUAGUUGUUUGGCUGAGUAUCAGGAAUUGCUCAGGAGCAUAAUGUGUCCUCCUCUUUCUCUUCUCCUCUUCCUCCUUCACUCUCACCCCUGCCUCUGCCUCUCCAGAUCCAGGGCCUGACUGCACUUCCAGUUCCUGUCAUCAUGGGGGAACAAGGAAACCAGGACCAGGAAUUGAAACCAGCACAGGAUGCUCACAGAAUUGUCCCUUCUGCUAGCGUAGUACCCCUCUUGCUGCCUUUCUCAUAGGACUAGUUUGUGCUCAUGGAAACAAGAAAGGGCACAGUUGGUCAUCUUGAACUUCUUUUGAUGAAACCAGUGCUGCUGAGUGUGGAGCAGCACCUAUCCCACAGAUCAAGUGUUGUACAGGGCUGUAUUCCCUGCUGACAAGGAGGGGAACUGCAUCCCUCCUUAGUUUCUCUGUCCUUUGCUAUAUUUACCUAUGGGCAGCAGCAAAGCAGAAAGUAAGCUGAGAUCCCUGACAUCUCAGUUGCCUGUGGAAGUAGGAGCAUGAGGUUGGUUUGAGGGAACAGUUUGCUACAGUGUGAGCUGUUUGUUGGCCUGAGGAGUUGGGUUUGGUUACAGCAAGUAGGGUGAUUCAGAAAGCACUGAUUUGAAAUCCAGAGUUGUUGGAAUGGCUCAGGCAGUAAGAGACAAAAGAGCUGUGUGCUCGAAUGGAGUCUGUUCUUCUCCAUCUUUGAUGCUGUAGUAGCAAGUACCACAGGCUGGUGGCAACUUCCCUCCAAGUCAAUAUACAGUCUGUAGGGACUCUCCACCAGCAAUGGCACUGCAUGGAGGAACCCCUGUGCCCCAGUCAGACACUGAAGUUCAAGUAUAGGUUUGACAAAUAAGUUGCUUAGAAAUCUCAUCUGCAGGCAUGCAUCCACAUUAACUAUGUUAAAACUAACAUAGCUGAAUGUUUUUGGGAGAGCUGGAGCAAAGCCAGGUAGAGUUGCUACACUGCAAGUCUGGGCAGAAAGAUCUGCUGGAUCACAUCCCCAGUAUGGGCUGCAGUUGGCAUUGAAGGGACAAUGGUGUAAUUAGGACAUGCCAUUGUGCCUGCCAAAUUGUGGUAGCAGAGGUGAACUUGUGAGGACAGAACAGCAUGCCCUGGAGUCUGCAGUACCAGCCUGGGAAGGGUUUCUGGCUUCAGGUUUCUGGAAAAUUUUUCUGACUGUGUUGUCAUCUCAAAUGGUGCCGGCCAUCACCCAUAUUAGCUGGGUUGCACCAGCAUGCAUGGCCACACCAAGCCUAACAGGAGUUAAACUUCUUCCUGCUAGUCUCACAGGUGUGUUUAUGAGACUGUUCCUUACUCAGUGCUUCAGCCAGCAGCACUGCAGCUGCUCUCUGUUCUGGCUCCUCCCCAGAGGAAAACUUUGGUAUGAGAAUGAGCUUAAGUGUAACCACUGUUCAGGACAGCGAGCUUAGGACAAAUGAAGAAACAGUUGCUUCUCUUUUUAACACAAUCUUUAGUUCUCGUGGUUCAUUUUCACUAAAAAUGGAGGCUCUGUAAAGUCUAACUUAGAGUAAAGUAUUUGAAAUGCUGGGAUCAUGAAUGCGUGUUCUGCAAACAACCCUUGCUAUACUUCAGCCUGUGUCUUCUGCGUCACGGAUGGUUACCCAGACACUUGAAGUGCCUUUCAGCUCAUGGUGAACUUUGUGGAAUAGGAGGUUUUAGAUGCUAUAAAAAAAAAAAAAAAAAGCCAAAGCACUCUUGAUCUUCAGCUGGAACUGACACUGAAAAUGCGGUUCUAGGGGGGUCACAGCAUCUGGAUGGGUGCCAAUCCAAGGUCAAAACAGGAGGAAUAGGGAAGGCAAGGGUUGCUUGUGGUCUGCCUGGAGAGAAGGUAAAAAGGAGAGUUAGCCAGUGAUAGAUACCCCUAGGAUACUAUAUGGAGUAUGAAGAGUGCUGUCCCUUACCUGGCAGGGUUGAGUGGGUUUCUAAGUAAAUGGCUUUUGAUGUAGUUGGUAAUUCUGAUGAAAGUGACUGACAGAAGUUGCUACUGGGGGGACACAUGGUUUGUAUUAGGAAAGUGCUUAUGUAGCACAGGGGGAACAAUGGCUGGACUACAGGGAUAUCCUAGGGACAGGGCAUGCUCACAUCACGUGUUGCUUGUGGAACCUUAGUUCUGAGUUUCCAGACUGAAAUACUUUGCUCAGAAAUGUUUGUGGGUUGUGUUUGGGUUAGAUUUUGGCUUUUUUGUUGUUGUUAUUUUGUGAUGAUAUCUAAGCACACCCCCUUUCCCCCCCCAGAAUUGGAGUUCUAUCUCGCUGGGUACAAUCUGAACAAAUCACUGAAAAUUUGCACCUUCCAGAGACUGAGAGCAGUUAGUGGGGUGGGACAACAGCAAAAGUACACAGAGAGAAGCAGAAAAUAAGAUUUUCAUUGUUUCUGGUCUCCCACCUAUGCUGUGUGGGCUGGUUUGUAGAUAUUGUGGAAGGGACAGAUUUAACGAGGGAUUUAGAAUAGAGUAAACCAGCAGCUCUUUAGGUACAAGCUGAGGCUUUUUACCUUAAGUUGGUGUACAGUGCUGAAGAAAAGUAGCUGCAUUUUUAAAAUAUCCUUUGAUUAUUGUAUUCACGUUACUCGAAAGACUUCUCAACAGAGUAGAGGAAAAUUCUGGAAUCUGAUGGGAACCUCCUCUUUCUCAUCCUCUGCAGUGCUGUAGUACAGUAUAUUACCAAGUGAACCUUUUUCAGAAGGCAUAUUGGGCAAGUGACUUUGCAAAAUUUCCUGUAGGUAUUAUUUUUUUCAUAUGAAAUACAUGUUUUGUAAUUAUAGAUGUAGGUCACUCUGAAAAUAAUGCCUCCUAUUUAUUUCCUCUCUUUUCCUGCAUGGAGGAAUUCAAU